CUUGCGUACAGAAAGACCAAUGGAAGGGCGGAAGCCUUGCAGGUGGCCCAAUGGGAAUAGAGGGCGGUGUUGUUGGGGAUACCGGCGGUUUAACUGACCGAGGGAUAGUUGGUCCAGGAAGAGGAAGAGGGAGACAGGUUCUAAGAUGGAUGAGGGUGAAGUAGCUGAAGCACGAUGUGUGUUUAGAGGUAUAGAACACAUUCUGCGUAUUCGAAACACUGAUGAUCACCUAGAAGUAGAAGUUGAAGAUGCCCUCACAACCGAUCAGUGGAGGGGCGAGUUUGAUGCGGAGUUUGUUGAAGACCUUACUCACAAGACCGGAAACUUCAAGCAGUAUGCAAUAUUUUGUAACAUGCUGCACUCUGCACUUGUUCAGACCAGUGAAUCGGUAACGCUUGACCUCCUGACCUACGCUGACUUGGAGUUACUACGCCAUAGAAAGGCUGGUGGGGCUCAGCGCCAGCCCCCCCCAUCCAAAACCUCAGCACUCAGUUCCAAGCGAUAUCUUAUACUCAUCUACUCUGUAGAGUUUGACAGAAUACAUUAUCCUCUACCUCUGCCCUAUGUUGGUAAACCGGACCCUGUCUUUUUGCGGCAAGUGAUUAGAGGGCUCAAGGAGGAGCUAGCUGCUCUCAAACUAGCACCCAGCGAAGAGAACCGAGAGACUGAAAUCCGACAUCUGCGUGAAGAGCUGCAAAGGGUGACUGAGGAGAAACAAGAGGCUGAGCUUGCUUUACAGAGACUACAAGACCUUGAAAUCCCCAAUGGAAAGGAAGUCAGCCACACGAGAAUCCUAAAGAGGGCAGUACAGACCUUGGAGUCUGAGCUACAAAAAGAGCGAAGCCGGAAUCAACGACACUCCAAUAAGAGGAGGGAGGAAUGCCGCCAGCUAACAGAGCAGCUGGAAGAAGCACGAGCAUUGGAACGGACCCUUCGUUUGAAAGUGAAGAGUCUGACCACGGAGCUAGCUAUGUACAAAAGAGGGCGUGUCACACCAACUGGCCCAUCACCACAGAGCCGUUCCAGUUCUGCUGGCAGGGGUCCUAUUCCACGCAAUAACUCUCGUGGAGAGGUUGGCAUUCGAAGAGAUAGGUCCACAUCCCGGGAACGAAGUGGACUGAGCUCUGGAGAAGGAAGAACUAGGCAGACAAGGUUAUCGCCUUCUCCAGUGGCUCUCCGCCCUCCACGGUUUGAUCCUACAGCUUACAUCCGAGACAGAGACCGUAAACAGAAGGAUGUUGACCUAAAGAAGGGUCGACGAGCAGUGGCAUCCCCAUCUAGUAUGAGAGGACAGAGACGCAGUUCGUCAGUUGAGAGUCUUCAAAGUCAUCGAUCCUAUCAAAGCUCUGGAGAUGAAAUGGAGUAUGUCAAUCCAUUACCCAGCAGUGGGGAAAGAAAACAGGCAACACGUGGCAGGAAACCCUUUGCCCCUUCAUCAUGGAAUAACAGGAAUAGUGGGAAGAGAGACCGAUCAUCUGGGAAAAAAAGGCUUUCCAGCACACCAAACUAUGACCGGAAAAUUGAGAAAGAAAACCGCUUUGACCCAGUCUCUGACCUAUCAGACAUUGAUGCCCGACUGCAGGCCCUGCAAGAUUAUAUGAAGAACCUAGAUACACGCACCUGAACUGGACUCUCAAAGACAUGUAUCUUGUAUGGCAGUGUUUUAGUCUAGGACUGUGUUGAUUUAUACUUUGACAAUCCAAAAAUUUUAAUUCUAGACCAAAUAAUCCCAAAUUGAAAAUGGAGAAAAUAAUCCCUCAGAAGAUUAUACGCUACAAGCCUUGCCAAUUCCAUGCUGUUUCUUGGUUGGAUGAUGAUAUGGAAUCUGCAGAGGUUCCCAAGAAAUCAACAAUACUGAAUCGGAGUGCAGAAGUGUGGCAAGGACCUGAAUUUAUUUUAUUUUUUAUUUUUUAUUAUUAUUAAAAACUUACCUUUUCAAGAUAUGAAAUAAUUUAACAAGAGGGUUUUACUUGGAAUGCACUAAGUCGGUGGACCAAAAAUUCAAGAUGGGUCAAUUUCCCUUUUCUCAGAAUUGGAUCUAAUUUGGCUUACUUGAACCAGAAAGCAUAAAAAUGUUUUUUCAAUGCAAAUGAAGAGUUCGGAUUUAUACCUACUACAUGAUUGAUUGUAAAUGUAUUUCAUUAAUUAUUUUUGGACUUUUCUGGAUGGGGUUUUUUUUUUUUUUUUUUUU
This is a messenger RNA of Rana temporaria (common frog), 2191 nucleotides long. It is a transcript of the gene CCDC61, whose product is annotated as coiled-coil domain containing 61. Lineage: Eukaryota; Metazoa; Chordata; Amphibia; Anura; Ranidae. Gene Ontology annotation, cellular component: centrosome. The transcript is spliced from 14 exons. The record is from RefSeq and is a predicted model, not a curated record. The coding region runs from base 146 to 1624 and encodes 492 amino acids.